AUUCACUAUGAAGGCUGUCAUCGUCUUGGCCUCUGUGGUUGUUUGCCUCCACCUGGGCACCUGCAUUGACCCUUCCCUGGACUUGGAGUGGGAGAACUGGAAGAUGAAGCACAAGAAAGUCACCAGGAGGAGAGCAGUGGAUCAACGGAGAAGAGAAAUAUGGGAGGAGAACUACCGAGCCAUAGAAGAUCACAACAAGAGAUACAGAGAAGGAAAGGAGACAUAUGAAAUGGGCAUGAACCAAUUUGGAGACCUGACCACUGAAGAGUUUGUGAAGCUGACAAAGAUGAGAACGUUGACAAGAAUGGCACUCCGUAGGAGCACCAAAGUGAUGUCGGCCACAGACUUGCGCCUGGCAGCCAGCAAGCUGAACUUCACAGGCAUUGAUUACAGGACCAUGGGCUACGUCACUCCAGUCCAGAAUCAGGGGACCUGUGGGAGCUGUUAUGCAUUCAGCGCUGCUGGAGCUUUGGAGGCUCAGUGGAAGAAGAAGACAGGCACGCUGAUUCCAUUGAGCAAACAGCAGCUGGUAGACUGCUCUACCUCAGUAGGAAAUGCAGGCUGCAGAGGAGGUCUUGCUCGUCUGUCCUAUGAUUACAUCAUAAAGAACAGAGGAAUCCAGGCUGAGGCCACCUACCCCUAUGCCAUGCAGAAAAAGAACUGCACUGCUGACAAGAGCAAGAUUGUGGCCACAGUCAGUGACUGGAAGUUCCUGCCCGUUGGUGAUGAACAGGCCCUACAAGAUGCUUUAGUCACCAUUGGCCCAGUGGCAGUUGCCAUAGAUGGUUCAACUAUCAAAUUCCAGUUCUACAGAAAAGGCAUCUUUUCUGACUCCAAGUGCACC
This is a messenger RNA of Lepisosteus oculatus (spotted gar), 844 nucleotides long. NCBI's taxonomy places the organism in Eukaryota, Metazoa, Chordata, Actinopteri, Semionotiformes, Lepisosteidae. The record is from RefSeq and is a predicted model, not a curated record.